AUUCCGUAGAACAACAACGCAACCGUUUCUCCCUCGCGUAUCUCACCGUUGACGGCGAUUCUCUCUCUCUCUCGCGCGCGUGAUCAGACUGAGUCUGGGAUUGUUGAUUGAAUGAGUGAUUGAACAUUGUUGAUUUUAUUCCUAUUCAUACUUCGUUUUUUCUUCUUAGUUUAACAUCCUCAUUGGAAUGAGUGAUUGAACAUCCUCACUGCAGAAAAAGGAAGAGUUAGAAUUUGCUUUCUCUUUCUCGAUCCCUCUCUCUCAAAAUCGCUGUUCCUCUCUCACCCACCGCCACCGGCCGCCGCUCUCUCACUGCUCUCAAUCUCUCUCCCUCACCUCGCCGUAACGCCGUUCAAUCUUCCGCCGCAGCCGCACCACUGCUCAGCUCACCGCGCCGCACCGCACUCACUCUUUCUCUUCGUCUCGUUUCAGAAACAACUUUGUCUUUUAAAUAUUAUUGUAUCUAGAAAUUUGGUUGAUAAAAUUCCCUCCAAAAUUUUGCCUAGGCUCUCUAAUAUUACUGGAAUCGCCACUGAUUGGAAGGAAUAUCAUGGAUUCAAAGCCUUCAAAAGGAAGAAAGGUAAAAUUUCAACCUAAAAUUCCACCUCGUAGAGUGCCAAAGAUAGAAGUUAAAAGUGAAGUGGUUGAGGAGGAUAUUAAAGACACAUCAGCAAAGGCUAGCGAAAUCCUUCGAAAUCUCGAAGAGAAUAAGGCAAGGAUGAAGGUUGAGAAGAAAGUGUUAGCUUCACGUGUUGGUGGUGGUUUUGGUUCUGGUGCCCAAUCAACUUCUUUCAAAUCAUAUGCUUUUCACAAAAGCGAGAGCAAGACCAACGGCGGUGAAAAUUCAGCAUUUGAUGGUGCAAAUGUGAAAGAAUACAAAGAACCAUGGGACCUUUACAGUGACUAUCCAUUAGUUCUUCCCUUGAGGAAACCAUAUUCAGGCAACCCAGAAUAUCUUAAUGAGGAGGAAUUUGGGGAGGCUGCAGAAUCCAGAGCUUAUGAUGAAAGCAAGGCAAAUUCAGCAAUAGAGCUUGGCCUUUUGGAGGAAAACCCAGAGGCAAGUGCAUUCUUCAUGAAAUUACCACCAGUUAUUCCCAUGCUUAAAAAGGUUCAAGAUGUUAAGGAGAACGUUAAGCGUCCUGGAGGUCCUAGAGGUGCUGCGAAGCUCGUCAGGUUGAACGAAUUGCCAGCUGGCUUUAUUGGCAAAAUGCUUGUGUAUAAGAGUGGUAAAGUUAAGCUGAAACUUGGAGACACUCUUUAUGAUGUUUCGUCGGGUAUGAAUUGUACAUUUUCUCAAGAGUUGGUUGCGAUGAAUGCUGCUGAAAAGCAUUGUUGCGCAAUUGGGGAGAUCAACGCGCUUGCUACUGUAACCCCCGACAUAGAUGCUGCGCUUGAUUGUCUUAGUGAUUUAGAUUUAUAAGAGUUUUCUUUAAAUUCAUGAAAUUGUUGAAGUUAGAUAUUCUUAAACAAUAAAUAGAGAUGGAAAAAUAGAAAUCAGUUAUGUUUUUUAUUUCAUUGAACAUGAACAAAGAUGACAAUUUUUAACGAGGAAAGAUAAUAGUUUUUACUUGGGGUGGUGGAAGGAAAAUAGAAAAAUGAUUGACUAUGUUUUUAAUUUGGAGUAGAGAUCCUCUUCAUUUCUUAAAACUUUAAAGGAAGGAGAUGAUACAAUACAAUACUUUGAGAAUACAAGAAUGAAAUCUUUAUGUAA
Messenger RNA from Trifolium pratense (red clover), 1711 nucleotides. RefSeq names its product DNA-directed RNA polymerase III subunit RPC4-like. NCBI's taxonomy places the organism in Eukaryota, Viridiplantae, Streptophyta, Magnoliopsida, Fabales, Fabaceae. Gene Ontology annotation, cellular component: RNA polymerase III complex. Gene Ontology annotation, biological process: transcription by RNA polymerase III. Gene Ontology annotation, molecular function: DNA binding. The record is from RefSeq and is a predicted model, not a curated record. The transcript is spliced from 11 exons. Bases 551 to 1420 code for a protein of 289 amino acids.